UCAAAACAAAACUUCCCUACACAUACAAAUUACAAAGCAUCAUCAAGUAUUUUUCUUGCACAUUUUGAAGCAUUCAAUCAUUAUAUAUAUAUCACAAUGGAGAGAGUGAACAAAAUGGUGUCCGAGAAGCCAAUUGUGAUCUUUAGCAAGACGGAAUGUUGCAUGAGCCACACCAUCAAGUCCCUCUUCUAUGAUUUUGGAGUCAACCCUACGAUUUAUGAGCUCGACGAGAUGCCGUGGGGCCAAGAGAUCGAGCAAGCGCUGCUGCGGCUGGGUUGCACCCAGACCGUGCCAGCGGUGUUCAUAGGUGGCGAGUUUGUGGGCGGAGCCAACGAGAUCAUGAGCCUCCACCUCAAGAGGUCCUUGAAGCCCAUGCUCAAGAGGGCCGGCGCGUUAUGGGUCUGAUUCAUGUUAUCAACUGACUACAUAUGAUAUUAAUAAUAAUAAUAACUAUAAUAAUAAUAAUAACUAUAAUAAUAAUAAUAAUGCAGCUUUUUGUAGUUUGGAUAUGAGUGCCAAAGUAUAGUUGUAUGAAUAGUUAGUAGAGGUGUAGGGAGAGAGUGAGCCUUUUUGUGCUUCGAGUUUUCCUAAUUAUAUAUGUAAAAUAACGUGUGUACUUCAACCUUUUUGUAUUGAAGUUGCACUCUGAUAUAUAUUGUGGAAGUUAUGGAAAUUAUAGUUUGAAUAA
Molecule: messenger RNA, 688 nt
Organism: Salvia miltiorrhiza (redroot sage)
Lineage: Eukaryota; Viridiplantae; Streptophyta; Magnoliopsida; Lamiales; Lamiaceae
Product: monothiol glutaredoxin-S5-like
Exons: 1
Coding region: 97-405 (102 amino acids)
Source: RefSeq, a predicted model, not a curated record